Molecule: messenger RNA, 1701 nt
Organism: Aspergillus niger
Lineage: Eukaryota; Fungi; Ascomycota; Eurotiomycetes; Eurotiales; Aspergillaceae
Exons: 1
Coding region: 1-1701 (566 amino acids)
Molecular function (GO): 2-oxoglutarate-dependent dioxygenase activity
Source: RefSeq, a predicted model, not a curated record
AUGCGAUACAUCCCGAUUCACCUUAGCCUUUCCACAACCCUCCUCGAGAUUCUCAAUGUCCGCCCCAAUGACCCCAUUCUCCGCUGCUUCCCGGACAACGAUCUCGACACUCUUCACGACCAUCUUCUCGGCGAUCCCGACGGCGCAAUCAAGCUAGCCGACUCCAAGCUCCGCGUAUUCCCUUUCAAAGAUGUGGACGUAUGCUGGCGCCGCUAUUACACCGACGCAUGCUUAUUGAAAGCAUGUCUGACGAUCGCCGAAAACUGCGGGUUUCCGCACCGCGAACGCAACGGACACCCAGUUCUCCCGCCCUGUCCUGCUCCUGCUCCUCCUUCACAUCCCGGUUCCACGGCCCUGACGCGCAGGCAAUACAUACUGAGGAUUAUCCAGGAUUCCUGCUCCCUGAAGGGGCUGAUUGACAUCGACCCGGAUGCAGAAUGGCUCACGCCUACAAUACACAUGCUCGACAAGGCAUUGAUAAUGACAGGAGCACCACAGAGGGAGAAGUGGGUCUUAAGUUUGAUUUAUGCGUUGCAGGGUUCGUGUCCAACGACUAGGUGGAACGACCGAAUUGAAUAUGAAUUUCGUGAUGAAUUGGAUCCCGACGAACUUGCUACUCCGCUCUUCUCUGACGAUACUGCGCCGACGCCUGAGAUUCGCUUCCCUAUACCACGAGUAUCCAAACUACCGCAGUGGGGUACGUCGCCCACGUCGCCGAGUUUCCGUAAUCAUGCGCGCCAGAAGAGAACACCGCUUGUCAUAACGGAUGCCGUGGCUGAUUGGCCGGCUAUAUCGACAGGGUCGUGGGCAUCCCGGGAGUUCUGGAUGCAUCGCACCUUUGACGGACGGAGACUUGUUCCCGUGGAGAUUGGGAGGUCGUAUACAGAUGAGGAUUGGGGGCAGCGGUUAAUGUCCUUCAAUGACUUUGUGGAGAAGUAUCUCAAUCGGGAUAGACACAGCGAUGAUGCUGGUCCAACGGGGUAUUUGGCGCAGCAUGAUCUGUUUCUCCACAUACCGACCUUAUAUAAGGAUAUUAUGCACCCGGACUAUAUGUACAUCGAUGCACCCAAGGCCGAACCUGGCACCCCAGCCUACAUCAGACUGCAGAGAGAGGAAGAGGAGCGGAGACGGAAACUGGGAGAAGAAGUCAUUCCAGUCCAGGAGCAGGAAGAGGAACCCAAAUACGGCGACGACUCUGACUCCUCCUCCUCGACAUCCUGGCACGAAUCCGACUUCGACGGCCCGCACCUCAACAUCUGGAUGGGUCCCUCAUGGACGAUAUCCCCACUCCACUUCGACACAUACCAUAACAUCUACGUGCAAGUAGUAGGCGAGAAAUACUUCCGACUAUAUUCACCCCACACACCACUUUCGAAGAUCCACCCGAAGGGGAAAGAACCCGUCGUUAGACGAAGACCCGAGGGCGGGGAAGACCCCCUCCAGUACACUCACCACCAACACUACCGACAAGAACCCGAACUUGUAGACAUGUCCAAUACCUCGCAGGUUGACGUCGCUGCUAUUGAGAUGUCCCCUGCUGAGGCGGACCAUUGGGAGGAGCUGUGGCCUGGGUUCAUGGAUGCGGAGUACGUCGAGACGGUGCUUAAGCCGGGGGAUAUGUUGUAUAUCCCCAUUGGGUGGUGGCAUUACGUGCGGAGUAUCAAGGGUGGGAUUGGUGUUAGUUUCUGGUGGAAUGGGUGA